Messenger RNA from Epithele typhae, 1791 nucleotides. RefSeq lists its product as uncharacterized. Bases 1 to 1791 code for a protein of 596 amino acids. Lineage: Eukaryota; Fungi; Basidiomycota; Agaricomycetes; Polyporales; Epitheliaceae. The transcript has a single exon. The record is from RefSeq and is a predicted model, not a curated record. Gene Ontology annotation, molecular function: protein binding.
AUGCAGGCGGGCCUUCCCCCAUGCGCACAGCGCGACUCCAUCCAGCAACGCAUGUCAAAAAUCAAAAACUUGAAAAAGUCUCUGGCGGACGAGGAGCGACAGCUCCGUUCAUCGUGGAACUUCACACUCCCCAUCAACCACCUUCCCCGCGAGCUCCUCGUCGACAUCUUUGCGAAAGUUAUCCAGUCAUGGACCGACGCGGGCGUUGACCGAGGUACCCCAGGACGCCGCUCAGGGCUGAUGCGGGUCUGUCGCGAUUGGCACGAUCUCAUCCUUUCGGAGGCAACGCUGUGGUCUCGGCUGUACGUCCCACCUUCUGUUCCCCUCAGCGUUCUUUCCCUCCACCUGUCGCGUUCGAAAAAUGCGGGCCUGGACGUAUACCUCGACAUGAAGUACAACAAGACUUUCAUGUAUGCGGGGAAAGACAUCGCGCGGCUGCUCGCGCUGCAGUACAGGAGGAUUGGCGCGCUCACAAUACCCUCUAUCGAUACACUCCCCCCGCCUGCUUUCGAGGCUUUAUUCUGCGGUGUCUCCUGGCCCAUUCUGACACGUCUCAGCAUCAAUUUCCUCCUUGCAACACGAGAACGCCUUUCUCUCUCCGAGAUCGAGCCCGUCCUCAAUCUGACCUCGCAUCGCUUUCCGGAACUCCGAACCCUCGUCCUCUCCGGGGGCGUCGUCCCCUCAAUAGAUCCCCAGCUACUUCGUCAACUGAGAUCGCUCACGCUUCACUCCCCCCGACUUGCUGAAUGGCCAUCCUCUCAAAAGUUCCUUACGGACCUCUCUGAAGCGACACAGCUCGAAGAGCUCUCUAUCUGUCGGCGGACAUCAGAUCACGAACUGUUGAUCACUCAGUCAGAAAACCUCGCGACCCAUGCCUUCCUUGCUUCUGCACUCCCGCGCUUGCGCUCGCUCACCAUCAACACCGAUCGCCCUCAAGACUACGGCUCGCUAGUCAUGCACACUCUCAAUUCAUCCGGCCUGAUGACCGUUCAGCUCUUCCUGACCGGGUGGACCCGUCAUCCCCCUGCGCCAGGACAACAAAAGCGCCGCAGCUUCGUAAACGCCCUCUUCCCAUCCCAUGAAACUUCCACCACACCUCUCCUGUCUCCCACUCUGCGCUCCGCUCAAGUCCGAAUCCACGAGACCCAACUCGAGCUCCGCGGGUAUCGCUACGACUCUCUGGAAGACGAGGUCCUCUACCUCGUGGUCCACGGCGCCAGUGCGAGAAGGCGCGGAAUCUACCCGAUCGCAGACGCGCUCGAAGACGUCGCUCUCCUCCUCCGCGGGCUGCCUCUCGUCGAGUUCCGGCUCGUCUGCACUCCCUACGACCGCACCGCGGUCCAGAGCUGGCGCGCCGUCUUGAGCGCGCUCCCCGACCUCGAGGUGCUCGACGUUCAAGGAUCCGCGGACGUGCAGGCCAUUUUGUCGGCGCUCCGCCCGUCCGACUCCUCCACCGCCGAGGCAUCCAUGGCCGCAAGCUCGGGGGACGGCGCGCAGAAGGUGGUUCUCGGCACGAGGCUGGAGUUCCUCUUCGUCGGGAUCGACGGCGUCAACAAGUGGGGCGUGGACUCCGCGGCGAGCGCGAGGCGGCUGUUGGAAGAGACGGUGGACUGCAUCCGUCUUCGGGAGGAACAGGGCGCGGCUCCGCUCUCGAUGCUGAUGCUCGAAUGCCAGUGUCAGAUCGCAGACGAUGACGAGGAAGAGGAGCUGGAAGAGGCGGUGUCUCAGUGCCGGGGCAGGCUGUUUGAGCUCAUAAAAUUUCUGGACCUGUCGAUCGUGUUUCGUUCGUAG